This is a messenger RNA of Caenorhabditis auriculariae, 2157 nucleotides long. NCBI's taxonomy places the organism in Eukaryota, Metazoa, Nematoda, Chromadorea, Rhabditida, Rhabditidae. The record is from the annotation of a GenBank genome assembly.
AUGAAUUCCCUACUGGUGGUCCUAUUACUAGGACUCUUACCAUUAGCUUAUGGGUACAAGUGUGACCCAUUGGUGAGUUGAAAAAUUCUAUUUUUUGCAUUUUGCAUUUUUUGAAAGUUUGGGACUCCAACUUCUUUAUAUUUCUUUUAGAGUCUCGUAGAAUAUACUUGACGUUGGUCCAAUGGGUCUAGUCACAGCCGCCAGACAACAAGAUAAACGUGUCUCAAAGCCUGCUUGUGCGUCAAACCCAAGCAUUUGGGCCUCAUUUUUGAGAAGAAGAUUGCGCGGGCUCGGGCCGGGCCAGGCUACGAAAAAAAAAAAUUGAGCCUUUGGGCCGGGCCGGCCAUUUUUGCUUGGAGCCUCCCUGAAGCCUCCCUGAGGCCGGGCUUGAAACAUAGCCGAAAAUUCGAUAGGCUGAUGGGCCGGCCCUCACACAAGCCUGGGCCAAACUGAUUCAUAGAUUGUUCAUUAUUAUUCCUUUCCAAAAACUUCUCAUGGAAAACUUCAGCCGCCGCAAGUGGCCGGAGCUCAUCCCGGGAUGAUGGCUCGAUAUUUCACCCUGCCAAGAAAACUUCGCGUCAGCGAUACCAUCAUAGUUCGAGGCAAAAUCGGUCCAAGUACUUAUCCAUACAAGUAACUUAUAUUUUUCUCGCCUAGCUUCAACAAGGAACUUUCAAAACAGGAGAUUCUGGAUUGAUCUGUUCGUCGGAACAAAUCCAGUGUACUGGAACUCGUUCAGCUCGUUGCACUUCACACCGCAAUACGACUUGAAUAAAACCUUCAUAGGAGAUUAUCAGGUACUCUUCUUGAAAAUUUUUCAUAUUCUAUGAGGUUUUUUUUUUGAUUAAUAGUGAGAGAGAGAGCGCGCGCAGACGGUCAUAUUGUAUCAAAUCAUUCCGAACAGCUGAUAGAACUCUUGGAAUUUUUUCCCACAACCGGGGCACCGUAUUAGCAUAGCUAAGUCCAGAUUUCUGAGACAAACACAGCUGGGUCAUCUAUUUCUGAUGCUACAACAAUAGCGAGUUUUCCAUUUGCGAGGAGUACUGUAUGCGGAAAUGCGCAUUGCGUGCAUAUACUUUUCGUGUUUACACUUUCGUUGCGUGACGUCACCGGGUAGGACAUCUCCGGGUUUUUUGUUUCCGAGUUUUUUUUUUCGAAUAGUUUUCAAUUUUUAUUUGCAAUUGUCAAGAUUCGCAUUUUUGUCGAUGAUAUUUGCACGAUAAAAAACAGUAUCAAGAAAACAAAAUUGAAAACUAUUUGAAAAAAAACUCGGUAACAAAAAACCCGGAGUCCUGCAUGGUGACGUCACGCAACGAAGGUGUAAACAAGCAAAGUGUAUGCACGCAAUUCGCAUAUCCGCAUACAGUACUCCUCGCAAAUGGAAAACUCGCUCUCGUCGUAGUACCCUAUUUUUUCUUACACUCGUGAUUUUACCGUUUUUGCACAAAUGACUCAAAUAGCCUCAAAAACACGGGUUUUUACCCGUUCAGAAACCUGAUCAGCAUGAGAAUACGAGGUUCUUGAUUUGAAGCACUCUAAAUGUCUGCGCUCUCUUUCCCCCUGGCUUGAUUUUUACAUUUUCUCAAUUAGUGUCAAAUGAACUUUCGACGGGAGUUCAUAAAGUUUGUAGAUGAAAUUCUAGACGAGCACACUCGUUGAGGUCCCCAUAUUGUAUAUGAUCGGUUGUACCACAAGUGACUCCUUUAUUCCAGCCUAACCCUGGACACGUGUUCCGCAAUGACGUAUAUCUGCCCCUCCUGUUCACCGACAAACCUUUCCUCAUCAGAAUCCUGUGAGUUCUACCUGAAAUGCAAAACAAUAUUUUUGUGAUCCUUUCAGAGUCCAACGUGAUGGGUAUCUGAUCUACAAGGACGGGAAGUUCAUCCACAAGAUGAAAUACACGAAAUACAACUACGCCUCGGUUCAGACAAUCUUCGUACAGAACAUUGACCUCGGCACUGAGCCGUCAGUUUAUUUUAUCCACACGAAUUAUUUUUUGGUAUUGAAGAUGCUGUGGGGUGAGAAAAAGAUGUCCAUCUACGGGAGCCGGAAGAAUGACAUUUUACUUCGGUGACGGAGUCGUCGAGUACAUCGGUGAGUUCUACGGAGUCGUUCAAAAAUGGUAGAAUUUUUUCAGAAGGAGGCUGCAUUGAUUGA